AUGAGCAAGGUGGAUGGGCAAGUAGACGCAGAUGCAGACGCGGCUGGAAGAGCUUCGGAGGGCGGUGGCGGCGGCGCAUCGGUCAAAUCCAAGUCCAACAUCGUCUCACCGUUGGAUCUCAGCACUUCCAAUUUCCCAUCGCUCUUGUACGCAGCUCAUCCCCUGCUGGAUUCCGGUCACACGACGUCGUACAAGGCGGAUGAGAGGUACUUUGCAGCGGAUCAUCACCUCACUCAUUUUUCCAGUCGAGGCGUCAUUCCAGCUUCUCCCCCAUCUGCCGAGUUUUCGGCAAGAGUCGGCCUUGGACCUAUAGCGAGCGCAUCUGCCGGUUCUGCCGAAGCUCCCGAUUCGCGCGGAAAUAGAGCUGCGCAGCAAUUGUUGGCAAAGGUGACGCCCUUGUCGGUGGAGGAGAUUGCGGGUCUGUUCAGACACGUGCUCGCCAUCGAUCGUGUGGUGCGUCAAACGGGCAAAGGCAAGAUACCCAAGAUGAGGGCUUUGGUCUUGGCUGGCAAUGGCAGAGGAUUGAUAGGCGUCGGAACGGCAAAGGAUGAAAUCGCCAAUAUGGCGGUGGACAAGGCUUUUAAGAAUGCCGUGACCAACAUGGAUUAUAUCGAUCGAUUCGAAGGAAGGACUGUACACGCUACGAUGGAGGCUAAAUGGGGAGCCACUCGAGUCACUCUGAGACCAAGACCGCCUGGUUUCGGUCUUCGCGUCCCACCUGCCGUGCACGCCUUUGCGCGCUGCGUAGGCAUUUCCGACCUCUCGGCAUCGAUCGAAGGUUCUACAAAUCGACAUGCGACGGUGUAUGCCCUGUUGAACGUGCUUGCAGGUGGACCUGGCAAUCCCAUCGGUAUGGGAGAUGGAUUGGGAGGCCCGGCUCGUAGAAUGGAUAAAGGUGUGGGAAUGAAACCUGUCAAGACGUUGGAGUGGGAGAGGGGAAGGAGAUUCAAGAGCGUACUGCAGUAG
Ceraceosorus guamensis is the source of this 966-nucleotide messenger RNA. RefSeq lists its product as hypothetical. The transcript has 2 exons. The record is from RefSeq and is a predicted model, not a curated record. Gene Ontology annotation, molecular function: RNA binding; structural constituent of ribosome. Gene Ontology annotation, biological process: translation. NCBI's taxonomy places the organism in Eukaryota, Fungi, Basidiomycota, Exobasidiomycetes, Ceraceosorales, Ceraceosoraceae. The coding region runs from base 1 to 966 and encodes 321 amino acids. Gene Ontology annotation, cellular component: ribosome.